This is a messenger RNA of Xiphophorus couchianus (Monterrey platyfish), 5452 nucleotides long. RefSeq names its product voltage-dependent calcium channel subunit alpha-2/delta-1. Gene Ontology annotation, molecular function: voltage-gated calcium channel activity. Gene Ontology annotation, cellular component: L-type voltage-gated calcium channel complex. The transcript is spliced from 40 exons. Lineage: Eukaryota; Metazoa; Chordata; Actinopteri; Cyprinodontiformes; Poeciliidae. The record is from RefSeq and is a predicted model, not a curated record. The coding region runs from base 364 to 3555 and encodes 1063 amino acids.
AGCAGCAAAAGGGAAAAAGUAAUGAAACGCCUCCCUUCCUCGUUUUUCUCUCGUGUGCCGCUUAUUCCGCUACUGUUUUUGUAGCCCUGCCCCUUAAAAUGAAGAACGGCUCUCAAUGAGGAGUCGGUUCGAAAGGCCGAAACGUUCGCGACUGACCCUUGACUAAGGUUUAGUCUAGCUAGCUCCGUCCAGCCGAAACAGCAACGAGUAACGUCGUUAAGCCUUUUCAGUUUGCACCGGAGACGUUGAAAUUGAUGAGAAUGUAGAAAUAAAGAAGAGAGAAAGAUGAGAAGGACCAAACGGAGGAAGAAGCUGGUGUUUCUGCUGCUGUUGUCACCUGCAGCUUUAGAAAUGAAACAAUGAAUGACACAUACCUCUGGUCUGGACUGUGUGAUUAAGGAAUGGGUUGAUCAAAUGCAGAAAGAGCUCGUCACCUUGGCAGACACAGCCACAGCAGGGCAGAGCCUCAUUCAGAUUUUUCUGAAAAAUCAGCAUCUCUAUACUGUAGAGCAAAAUGACGCAGAAGAGCUGGUGGCCAGAGCAGCCAGGAACAUAGAACAGCUGCUGCGGAAGAGGUCUGCUGCCUUGGAGAAACUGGCCACAGCUGCAGAGGUAUUCCAGAAGGAACAUGCAUGGAAAGACGAGUUUGAGGAUGAUGAAAUUGCUUACUACAAUUCAAAGGACAACCUGGAUGCAAAUGAGACAGAGGGGAGAAAAUACAGGAUUCGACCAGACUUUAAAGAGGACCCUUCAUUCAAACGGUUGACUGAUCACAACCAUACAGCUGUCCACAUUCCCACUGACAUCUAUGAUGGCUCUACCAUCGUGCUGAAUGAGCUGAACUGGACAGAGGCACUGGAGGAUGUCUUUAAAAAGAACAGAGAAGAUGACCCAACACUUCUUUGGCAGGUGUUUGGCAGUGCUACAGGCCUGGCUCGCUACUACCCAGCCUCUCCGUGGAUGGAUGCUCGCAAAACUCCCAGCAAAAUUGAUCUGUAUGAUGUCCGCAGGAGGCCAUGGUACAUUCAAGGGGCUGCCUCACCCAAAGAUAUGCUAAUCCUUGUGGAUGCGAGUGGUAGUGUCUCAGGUCUGACUCUGAAACUAAUCAGAACAUCCGUCAGUGAGAUGCUAGAGACAUUGUCUGAUGAUGAUUACGUCAAUGUUGUUUAUUUUAACACUAGAGUGAAGAACACAGCCUGCUUCGACCAUCUGGUUCAGGCCAACGUGAGGAACAAGAAGCUGCUGAAAGAUGCUGUUCAGAACAUCACAGCCAAAGGAAUUACAAAUUACACUAAAGGCUUUGAGUUUGCAUUUGAACAGCUUUAUUCGACUAAUGUGAGUAGAGCAAACUGCAACAAGAUCAUCAUGUUGUUUACUGAUGGAGGAGAGGAACGAGCUCAGUCCAUACUGGAAAAAUAUAAUGCAGACAAAAAGGUCAGAAUCUUCACCUUUUCAGUUGGACAACACAACUAUGAUAAAGGACCCAUCCAGUGGAUGGCCUGCUCCAACAAAGGUUACUUUUAUGAGAUUCCUUCCAUUGGAGCCAUCAGGAUAAACACACAGGAAUAUCUAGAUGUCUUGGGAAGGCCCAUGGUUCUAGCAGACAAACAGGCCAAACAAGUCCAGUGGACUAAUGUCUAUCUUGAUGCUCUGGAACUAGGUCUGGUCAUUACUGGAACACUGCCUGUUUUCAACAGAACAAAGACUGUUGAUGACAGGAACGGAGAGCAUCAAAAUCAGUUGAUUUUGGGCGUAAUGGCGAUUGAUGUAUCUCUUGACGACAUCAAGAAACUCACACCACGCUUCACAAUUGGUCCUAAUGGAUACUACUUUGCUAUUGAUCCCAACGGAUAUGUUCUGCUGCAUCCCAAUCUCCAGCCAAAGAAUCCUAAAUUUCAGGAGCCUGUGACCUUGGACUUUCUUGAUGCUGAGUUGGAAAAUGACAUAAAAGUGGAGAUAAGAAGAAUGAUGAUUGAUGGAGAAAUAGGAGAAAGUACUAUUGAUACUUUGGUUAAAACUCAAGAUGAGAGAUAUAUAGACAGAGGGGUAAGAACCUACACAUGGGCUCCAGUCAAUGGAACAGAUUACAGCCUGGCCCUUGUUUUACCUAAAUACAGUGAAAACUUCAUUCAAGCUAAACUUGGGGACGACAUAAAACAAGCCAUCUCUUCACCUUGGGGGGAAGAAGCCAUGGAGACUAUUCAGCUGGAUAGGUUUGACGAGUUUGGUUAUACUUACAUUGCUCCAAGGGAAUACUGCAAAGAGGUGAAGGUAUCUCUCAACAACACCCAGUUUCUUCUCAACUUCAACCAGUACAUUGACAGAAGUACUGCAGAUGCAUGCAAUGAGUCUCUCGUGAAACGACUCAUCCUGGAUGCAGGCCUGACAGCUGAGCUGGUUAAAGUUUGGAAAGAGCAGUCAGUAGAUGGAACAGUAGCAAGGUUUGUCGCAACAGAUGGAGGAAUUACUAGAGUUUAUCCGAGAAGUGCUGGAGAAGAAUGGACAGAGAAUCCUGAGACAUAUGAUUCCAGCUUCUACAAGAGGACUUUGGAUAAUGCAAUAUAUAUAUUCACAGCUCCAUCUUUUAACACAGAGGUCAGGGAGCCUGUGUCCGAAUCGGGAAUCCUGGUGAGCAAAGCAAUAGACCUCAUCAUCGAUAAAGUCAUGCUCAAACCAGCAGUGGUGGGAGUAAAACUCAAUGUUUCAUUCUGGAUGAACAGUUUUAUCAAUGCAACACUGAAACUUAAUUGCAAAGAUGAGAUUUGUGGCUGUCUUAGGAAUGACAAGCAUGUGGAUUGUGUAAUAUUGGAUGAUGGAGGAUUUCUGCUCAUGUCUAAUCAAGAAGAGUAUAUUUCCUUGAUAGGUCAGUUCUUUGGCGAGGUUGAUCCGGUGCUGAUGAUAAACUUGGUCAACACAUCCCUGUACUCCUUCAACAAGACAUAUGACUAUCAGUCUGUGUGUGACCCAGAGAAGGACAACAAGGCAGCAGCAGGACCUCGCUCCAUAUUUGUGCCUACUAUUGCAGACGUCCUCAGUAUAGGCUGGUGGGCUUCCAAUGCUGCUUGGUCAAUGCUUCAACAGCUUUUCUUCAGUCUUUUGUUCCCUAACCUUUUAGAAGCAGUGGAGUCAGCAGAUGAUGACAUACCAGAUGCCAUGUUCAAAGAAAGCUGCAUCACAGAGCAGACUCAGUACUUUUUUGACAAUGAUGAAAGAUCAUACUCGGGUGUCCUAGACUGUGGAAACUGCUCCAGGAUGUAUCGUGCUGAGAAGCUUCCCAACACAAACCUGGUGUUUCUGAUCACUGAUGCCAAGGCAACAUGUUUAUCCUGUGAUCCCAGGCCACUUCGUCAGGCUGAGCAACCCUCUGAAGGACCAAAUCCUUGUGAGCUGGCUCAGAGCCCCAGAUACCGCAAAGGGCCUGAUGUAUGCUUUGACAACAAUGAAAAUGAGGAUGAUUCUGAUUGUGGAGGAGGGAACCACCUAAGUCCAAGUCUCUGGUCAAUGCUUGGCCUCCAAUUGCUGUUCUGGCUCACCAAAUUCUUACUACAGUCAUGACCCCUACACACACUCAAACGCUCAACCACGCUCACCCCUGCACAGAUGAUCAUCACAUUGCACGGGAUGCCAGAAGACAUUCCACUUGCGCCAUACAGGAUGUAUGCAGAAACAUGUUAAACAUUUAAAAAAAAACAGUCUCAGCAUUUCCAUUUUCCAAUGCCAAAGGGUGCUCAUCCAUUUCCUCGUCAUUUUUAAAAGUGGAAACGUACUGAGAUCAGCUGCAAUCAUUUCUAUCAUCUACAACUUAAUCUUCUCUAUGGUGCAAAUGUAAGAGCUAACCAAACCCUUUAAUUCUGCCUCAUUUGUUUUUUAUUAUUAUUAUUAUUUAUAAAGUAAAGAUGGAAGAUGUAUUCCACUAUGCCAACUGGAAAUCAAGCAAAGACUACACGUUCACUGACAGCAUUGAUUUGUGAAGUUGUCAGCAUUGUUUGUUGCAUAUGGGACAAUAUGCUGUAAAGAUGUUUUUCAACCAGUGCAAAUAUCAUAAUUAUCAUUUUCAUUUGAAAUUAUAUAUUUUUUUCCUCUUUAUUUAUUGAUUUUGUUUGUAAAAUCAACUAGCAUUCAGUGACUUGCUAGGUGUUUCAUUGUCGUAGCAUGUGCUCAGUAGAGAGCUUAAGAUUACAUCAUCACUUUGACACCAAAGCUCCUAAACAGUACCAAGGACCACAACUUUCCCAGAGAAUGUGCACGCUAUUUUUCUUCUUUGUGAACAACAUUCCUUGCUUAUAGGAGUACAGUAUAAUUGUAUUUUAGCUACAGCAUUAGGUGUGUCUGCCUGCACUCUGUGCAGUCUUUUAGGUAAGUGACAACUUCAAACCUGGUUGUGCUUGGAUUAGCAGUUUGGUUGUCUUCGGUUUGAUGCAUUGAAUUCCCAGUGCCUACAUAGUAGCUCUAAACAUUCUGAUAUAUGAAUGAAGCAGUGCACCAGAGUUGUAUUCUUACCAUGUAUGCCUCUAGGCUAAUGCUUAUUUCACUAUAGCAGGGAAGUCAACCCUAGCAGUGAUAAUUUAUGAAACUGGCCAAAUCCACUGCUGUUGUUCUAAUUCUUGAGAUCGACACCACACCUCAAUAAAACACUCAUUUCGAUUUUGGGGGAAGGGAAAACCAAACCUAAUGCAGACCUGUCCAUGUGUUCCAGCAUCACUCUCCCCUUUAUGACCCUGUUUCUGUUCCCUUUCUGGAUCACCAGACUCAGGAGCCAAGAUGACUUGUGAAUGAGCACAGCAUAUCAAAGACUGUUUUAUUUGUUUCAUUCCUCUUGCCGUCACCUCCCUAUGCUUGUUUCCUUUUUAGUGUUGCUCUUAAAGUGCUGUGAAAAAAGGCGCCAAGGGUUUGGCGUCAAAAUGCUGCAUUGUGAUGGGAUGAGCUUGUCCGUGUUUGAACGCUGUAUUUGCCUGUGAUCAGCAUUGGGACCUGCUGAAGAGAAACGUUCUGAAUACUCUACUACUACCAGUGGUAAUUUUGCAUUGCCUUACUUUGUCAAUGUGGUCUUUGUCAAAGACCACAUGUGGGUUCGGAUCUGUUUAUUUACAAGCUAUUUUACUGAUAGCUGCUAAAUUCUCUCUACCUUGCCUUCAUGGUGACAUCCUGCUGUUGAGUGAUCAGGUUAUGCUGUCUAUCAAAGUUGUGUGUUGACUUGUGUUUUAUCCCAGGGGUCCCGUGUCAAUGUGCAGGCAUGUGCGUGUCCCUCUGAUUUCUGAUUGUGCUUUAAUACCGUAUAUGAAAACACUCUUUUGUGGAACUUCACUAGCCUGAAUAAGUUUUGUAUACAUUUGUACACUAAAACUAUUUACUGUAUAAAAGAAAGAAAAUCAUGUAAAAGAAAAAUGUUUAUAAUAUGGUGUUGAUUAUUGUGCAAAUAUAUAUUCACAAUAAAAGUGUUGUAUUGUUAUGA